This is a messenger RNA of Acanthoscelides obtectus, 2891 nucleotides long. The record is from the annotation of a GenBank genome assembly. NCBI's taxonomy places the organism in Eukaryota, Metazoa, Arthropoda, Insecta, Coleoptera, Chrysomelidae.
CGGUGACCGUAUCGAGAGGGGACUACGUUGCACGUUGCAAACUAAUAAAGCUUAAGUUAACGUUAAGCGACAGUCUGAGCGAGCGGUAAAGGUGUGUCCAGCCUACCUGCUCUCUACUUUCAACCUGAAUUUCAAUUUUAGAAACUCAGUAAUAGUCUACAUUAGGCGAUAAAAUUGCAAAAAAUGUCCCAAACAGAGAGGAUACUAAUCUUUACUAUAGUGUGUUGUGUAUAUUUCAAAACGUCUCACGCUUUGAAUUGUUACCAAUGCUCCGGCAGUGAUCCUGAGAAGCCUUUUCAGUGCAACGAGUGGUUGAGCAAUGAUAUAGAUAUUAAGCCAGAACCAUGCGAUGCCGUCUACAAUGCCAAAUAUUGUAUUAAGCACAUUGGCCGUUUCGAAGCUUCUGCGAUCUUCUGCUACCAAUGUUCUGCAUUAGAAUCCCUGGAUUGUGCAGAUGGAAUGAUCCACAUGGCUGGCAUUCAACCUCAAAACUGCGACCAUGUUUUCGAAGCUCGGUACUGCAUUAAGAUGAUGAGUCUGGAUGGAGGAAUCGGUGCUAAGAGGUUCUGCUCAUCGCUCGACUUGGGGAACUACUGCAACUUUGUGAAGCAGCCCGGUGAUGAGCUGACUUAUAGAACCUGCGUCUAUACCUGUACUGGAGACGGGUGCAAUGCCGGAUACAGCAUCAAGUCAUCUUUGAGUCUCAUAAUUGUCAGUUUAAGCAUUUGGAAGACUUUUAUGUGUCUCAGUUAAAUGAAUAUAUCAAUAUCAUAUGUAUAAAAAUGUAAAAAGUAGACCAGAAAAAUGUUGUAUGUGUGUAUAUUUAUGAAAUAAGAUAAACAUGUGUGAUCGGCAUUUUUUAUAAGUUUGUUAUUAAGGUAACUUAAAACUGUAGACAAGAUAGAAUAAACUUUUCCAUUUUCAGUAUAAUAUACUAUGUCAAAACAUUUUUUUUUAAAUUCACCUCAUGAUAACUCAAAACUCCAAUAAGGUUUAUUGGACACUUGUGUAGAUAAGAUGAAAAUUUACAGGGUAUCCUGAAAAUGAUUCUUCCAUUUGAAGUUUUUUGGCGAUUACAGUACUUCCCUGGUCUAUUGACUUGACUGAAAAAAGCAUCUCGUGCAAUAUUUACUUGAAUGAUUCAAAAAAUUAAUCUAGUAGUUUUCCAUAUCCAUAUGAAUUGUCAAAUCAUGGCGGAAAACUGUAUAAAAUGGAUAAAACAAUGAAAUAUUAAGCAUACUUAAGUAGAUAUGAUUUGUGCAACACAAAAAAUUUGUUUGAAGGUGCCCCCUUCCGUUUUGAGCUGGGUACGCCCUUGCCCUGAAGAGUUAUAACAAAUAAGCUCACUACGGCGAUUUAAGAAGAAAGUAAAAAAUGUAAAAUAACUUUACCAAGGUCUCAUACACUCGAAACUAUUGACCCAAAAAUAAUAGAAAUACCAAAGUACAGCAAACUCUAUUAUUAGACAAUAUUCUCGAAUAUGUAACUUUCACCCGAAUUGAGAUACUAGGGUACACAAAAAAACAACUAGACAAUAUUCCCAUACAUGCCAUUUUACCUGAAUAGAGACACAGCAUAUGUUACAUUAGAAUAAAGAAAAGCAUAUCGUGUUGUGUUGUUGUUAGUAUAUACUAUAAGAAUAUUUUGUACAUUUGUUUACCCGCGCACAAGGGUUUUUCAUUUAUUUGUCUCGAUAUAAAUUUUUUUUAGUAUAGAAGACAAAAUAAAAUAUAUUAUUGACCAUUUCAGUUUGUUUCUUCAGUGUUAUUUUCUGAUUCAUCGAAAUAAUACACAAUAAUACUUAGACCAUUUUAUUUGUUUGGGUAUAUCUAUAUCACGUCACGUUUUGCAUACAUUUCCAUGUUUUUAAUCUUCUUUUACAACAAGUUGGUUUUUCACUAAUUGCCUAUAUACAACUCUUCUUUAAUCAACUUAAACUAAAAUAUGAAUUAUAAGCAUUACCUUACAUACGGUGGUUCAUUUCCGCUAGGUAGGCCUAUUGUAGGUUCAGAACUAUACAAUAUUGCGAGAAUUAUAACCAAGCAAAGAGCAUUUGAGGCAUUUGUAACCAAGUCGUUCAUUAUAAAAAGUCAGCAAUUGAUAAAAACUAGUAAUCUAGCUCAUAUCUAAAUGAUAGAGCCAUAGAAAAGAUUUAUUGCGAAAAAUUAAAUUGCAGAACAACUAAUCAAUUAGUAAGUAAUAUACUAAAUUGUUAAAGUAUUCGCGGAAAUAUGACCACCAACUAUUAAAAAUAGUGUACUAGAUAAAACUAUAACUGAUAUGCAUCACAGAUUCUAAAUAGAAAUAACAAAAGCUAUGUACAAUAAUAAAAUCAAACUGUACAACAAUAAAUUAAAUCAACCAGUAUUAAGAAUGUUUCCAAGCAGUUUUCCAACAGGUCUCAUAAUUUUGUAUGCUUGACAGUAUCUGUCCAGUAAUUUUGGAUAGUCAUAGCUUCUAAACUGUUAAGGAAAGAGUCGUUAUCCAAGCUGUACAUUUCUUCUGAAUUAUCCUGAAAGAAAUACUAAACUGAGUAACAAUGUCAAUCUGGUCUUGAUAAUAUGAAAAAAAAAAUAUGACGAUAUUGCUAAAAAGCUUGGAAAGAUGUAUGUAUUCCAAAGAUGUAAAGGCAGAUGCUAUAUCACUAACAAACUAGACCAGGUGAUAUCUAUGGUACAGCUGCUGAUAUAGCAUGAAGUUACAUCAUAACAUUGAUUACUGUCUACCUGAAGAUAUCCAACCAUCAGCGUCCAAAAAACAAUUUUACGUAUGCACUUAUGCUUGUGCAGUAUAAUAAAUUUUAAUACCUGUUAUAAUUUGUGUGUGAUACCAGAUAAAGUGGAUAUAUAAAAAAUUAAGUUCCAAUUAUGUAGGUACAUUGUGUAGGAUUC